AUGUCGCUUGUCAAGGCUCCCGCGAACCUGCCGGAUCUCGUUAAAGCAGCCUUCAAUAAGGCUCGAGCCAAUGCCGACUUGAACUACUAUGCGACCCAAGUCACCGUCCUCAAUGCGAACUCGAUCCCUUUCCAGCUUCGUUUUUCUCCCGCAUUAGCAAACAAACCGACUGCCCCCAAGCCAAAGACCGACGAACCACGCAAGCCCUUCGACCCUUUCGAGAACCCCGAGAAUGGCCCGCUGUUCAUCGCCGACAUCCCCUCUUCCGGGCACAAUCUCGUCCUGAACAAGUUUGCCAUCGUUCCCGAGCACUUCAUUCUUGCGACGAAGGACUUCAAAGAACAGACCGACAUGUUGGAGCCAAUCGAUCUAGCCGCGACCUACGCGUGUAUCGAGGCGUACCGGCAGUACGGUGAAAGUCACGGCGGAAGCAAUGGCGAGCUCUACGCCUUCUUCAACAGUGGAUCGCACUCCGGAGCCAGCCAGCCACACCGGCAUAUUCAGCUCCUGCCAGUUGCUCGCAUGAAGGACGGGCUGCCGGAGGGCUCUAAAUGGGAUGUUCUGGCCAAGCAGCUCGGGCAGCCCCGCGUCAGUGGUGUGCCGUUUACGACGUUCGGAGAACAGAUCCAUCGCAGUAUGACUCCGGACGAGCUCCACUCAAUUUACAUAUCCCUCUUCAAGUCAGCCGUUGCUGCGGUCGAGGCCCACGCCGGGAAACUGGACAACCCCAGUAACGGUGAGUCGCAAAUCAGCUACAACCUCGCGAUGACAAGCAGUUCUCUGGUGGUAAUGCCGCGAUUGGCAGAGGGCUACACUCUGUUGGAGCAAGGCAAACCAGUGGGAAAGCUCAACCUCAACGGCACCGUACUGGCAGGAACCGCUCUUGUCAAGAAUGAAGACGAGUGGAAUGCUCUCGGAGUGAAGGGCGAGGACAAGCAAUUGUUCGACGUGCUUUCAAAGAUUGGGGUCCCGAACACCGCUGGCCACAGCAAGAAGCUCUAA
This is a messenger RNA of Colletotrichum karsti, 1002 nucleotides long. RefSeq names its product putative bis(5'-nucleosyl)-tetraphosphatase. The transcript has 2 exons. The record is from RefSeq and is a predicted model, not a curated record. NCBI's taxonomy places the organism in Eukaryota, Fungi, Ascomycota, Sordariomycetes, Glomerellales, Glomerellaceae. Gene Ontology annotation, biological process: nucleotide metabolic process. Gene Ontology annotation, molecular function: ATP binding; ATP:ADP adenylyltransferase activity. The coding region runs from base 1 to 1002 and encodes 333 amino acids.